Molecule: messenger RNA, 534 nt
Organism: Letharia columbiana
Lineage: Eukaryota; Fungi; Ascomycota; Lecanoromycetes; Lecanorales; Parmeliaceae
Exons: 4
Coding region: 1-534 (177 amino acids)
Source: RefSeq, a predicted model, not a curated record
AUGGAGAAGCCGUCGGUGGAACAAAUCAAGCAAAUUGUCCGCAAUCUUACCGAGAGCGAUGACCCAGUCGUACACAAAGCUACCGUAGAAAAAUACUUCACCCAAAACGCCGCCUUCACGCACCCCAUCGUCGACGUCAAACCCGCCCCCCACAGCAUCGACACCCUCAAGCAAGUCUACGCCGUUUACAAAGUCCUGACGCGAAAGAUCGAGAUCCACUUCACGCACGUCACCAUCGACGCCGACAACACCCGCGCGGUGAUCGAACUGGAGGAAGAUUUGAACUUCGUCCUCCUCCCCUUCGGCUUCGCGCGGAUCCGGGGGGUCAAGUUCAUGACGGUGCUCGAUCUCGUGCGGAGUCAACGGGACGAUAGAUACUAUAUCAGUAGACAGUGGGAUAUCAUACCCGUAGACGCCGCCAUCAGGAGCUUCCCUUUCGGCUUCGUGUACGGCUGGUGGCGGGGUGUCUGCACGCUUACGGGGUCGGUGGUGGGGUCGGGGUUGCAGAUGUCGGGGCUGUGGGCGACGGCUUAG